CGAGAAUCAAUGACAUAACUUUUCGACCAUGCCGUGGUUAAAGCUCCAUCAGUGGACACUCUAAAAUAGAUGUUGGAUUAGCUGAGAGACCAUCAGUGCCCAAGACUAGCACAAGCCACCCAGUCUCCUGUCCUUUUUUGUCUGAAACUUAGUUAGGCCGUUCAAGGUCGCGGAAAAAACCGCGGUUGUUUCUGAAAUUGGUGUGGAUUUUUUUCGUUCUGUCUCCUCAGCCUAUUUUUCACAAAGUCAUACGAUGGUGAAAGCUGUUUGUAUUAUGACUGGUGCAGCUGGCGUAAAAGGUGUUGUCAAAUUCACUCAAGAAACUGAUAACGGACCUGUUCAUGUUCACGCCGAAUUCAGUGGACUCAAGGCUGGUAAACAUGGCUUUCAUGUUCAUGAAUUUGGUGAUACAACAAAUGGAUGUACUUCAGCUGGAGCUCAUUUCAAUCCAACUAAACAAGAACAUGGAGCACCGGAAGAUAGUAUUCGCCAUGUUGGUGACCUGGGAAAUGUUGUGGCGGGUGCUGAUGGAAACGCAGUUUAUAACGCGACUGACAAAUUAAUAUCUUUGAACGGCUCUCAUUCAAUCAUUGGUCGAACUAUGGUUUCGAAGAGCGUUAAUUGUCGUUGUGGACAGAUUCAUGAGCGCGUACUUCGUAUAGAAGUGGUGCCGAUAGCAUCAUUUUUACAUCAAUUAGAUCGAAGGAUGAAGGGUUCCACAGCAGGACCGCCCUUGGCUUAUAAUUUGUAUCAUGCCUGAUAACCUCUCAAUCACUUAGUUGAAUUAUCUGUAGGAUUCUAACCAAAGGAGUCGUGAAUGAUCAAUAGAUACCAGUCAUGUACAACUUUCUUUCAUACUUCGGCACCAUUCCAUAAACUGACCAGUUCUACUCUCUCCAACCAUUCUCAACGUCACCAUAUAAUCAUAAUGCAUGCAAUAGCUCACAUAUUCUGGAAUUUCUUUCAUCCCUAAACUAUCUCAAGUCAUUGAUUAGUCGAAGGUUGAUUAGUAUCUUUCUAUUUCUUGUCAUUUAUUUGACAUAAGCAAUGUAUGACAUAGUUAACAAUAUGAGAGAAAAACAGUUUUGUAUUACAGUUGUAUAUUUUACAUAUAUAAUUUAGGCAAUAAUCCAAGUAUAUUUUCUGUUAUUACUUGUUGAUUACGUUCUAGUUCUGAUCAUAUAAUUUUAGCAAAAUUGAUAUAUUGUUUAUGAAACUCUAUAUUCUUUAGUGAACAUAUUUACCAUCG
This is a messenger RNA of Schistosoma rodhaini, 1249 nucleotides long. The record is from the annotation of a GenBank genome assembly. NCBI's taxonomy places the organism in Eukaryota, Metazoa, Platyhelminthes, Trematoda, Strigeidida, Schistosomatidae.